AAGUCAUUCUUAACCAAGAUUCAAUCUCGUAUAUUCCGUGGAAACCCGGAGCCUUGACGUCAGUGCGUAAGUUGUUUUGCGGGACCCUCGAUACCCUCAAAUGGGAGUAUAAUGAUAUCAGUAUGAACGUAUAAGGUACCUAAAGAUAGGUACCCGAAAUCAAUUUAUAUGGAUUAACCUUGUGUCGACGUAAAGGAUUUAUUUUUCCAACAAAUACUCAAUAGCUUCAGGUAAACAUCAUAUCAAUAGGUACCUAAAAACUAUGGCGAGAAGAAUUGAUACACCCGAAUCAACCAAACGAGACAAAUUCGUGAACCUGUCACCGGAGUUACGAGAAAAGCUUAUCGAUAUCGAAAACCAAUUCAAUGUUACCGACGAAAAGCUCAAGGAAAUCACCCGAUGGUUUGAAAAAGAGUUACGAGAAGGUCUCGAAAAGGAUGGAUCAAAUAUUGCUAUGAAUAUAACAUGGGUUCUUGGACUUCCGUCCGGCGAUGAGAUUGGCGACUACCUAACAAUAGAUCUUGGCGGAACGAAUCUACGCGUAUGCUUGGUUGCAUUAAAGGGGCAACACAAGGAAAUUGAUAUUAACCAACAAAGCUAUCGCAUACCCGAACAAAUAAAGACGGGAAGUGCACGACAACUAUGGGACUUUAUUGCCGAUUCCCUUGAAGAGUUUAUCAAAUCGCAUCAACUUACAGAGAAUCGCAACGAUCGAUUACCGCUAGGGUUCUGCUUCUCAUAUCCAGCCUCACAGGAAUGUAUCGACCACGGCGUUUUAAAAACGUGGACUAAGGGAUUUAACAUCGAUGGCGUCGAGGGUGAAAACGCCGCGGGACAGCUCAAAGACGUCUUGGCCGAAAGGAACUUGCCUUUGGAAUUAGUUGCUCUUGUAAACGAUACGACCGGUGCGAUGAUAGCCUCAGCCUACAAAGAUCCGGAUACAAUUAUUGGCGCGAUAUUCGGUACUGGUUGCAAUGCGGCAUACGUGGAAAACGUCGGCUCAAUACCAAAAUUGAAUACCAACUUACCAGCUAAUACGCCAAUGGCAAUAAACUGCGAAUACGGCGCGUUCGAUAACGCCCAUCGCGUAUUGCCACGGACUAAAUAUGACGUGACUAUCGAUGAAGAUUCACCACGGCCAGGCGAGCAAGCUUUCGAAAAGAUGAGCGCAGGCCUGUAUCUCGGCGAAAUCUUCCGACUUAUCGCGCUCGACCUUCAUAAUAGCGGUCUCAUGUUCGCAGGCCAAGACGCUGCGAAACUGAGCGAGCCUUAUAGUUUGGACACCGGCUUCCUCUCGGCUUUGGAGAACGAUCCCUUAGAGACGUCCCACACUCGCCUAGAAGAGACAUUAGGUAUAAGAGCCACAAUAGACGAGAUGAGUGUCGCGUGUCGCUUAGCAGAAGUCAUCGCAACCAGAGGUGCAAGGCUCUGCUCAUGCGGCGUCGCAGCGAUAUGCCGAAUGAAAGGCAUCGCAUCAGGCCAUGUCGCAGCAGACGGCACCGUCGCAAAUAAGCAUCCGAAAUUCAAGCAGCGCUGGACGGAGGCUCUUGGUGAGAUCCUCGACUGGCCCGAAGACAGAAAGGAAGACCCUAUCAUUCUCACAAGUGCGCAAGACGGGAGCGGUAUCGGUGCAGCGAUCAUCUCGGCCAUGACGCUGUAUCGAAUCCACGAAGGCAACACGGUUGGUGUUCAAGGAUGAUGAUUUGAAUUUGAAAUACUUAUCGCGGAACCGCGACUAUCCGUGUCAACGUUCGGGGGUUUCCAAAUCCAUCGGACUUUACGCUUACAUGCCUAGAAACUGUUUAAU
Molecule: messenger RNA, 1807 nt
Organism: Daldinia caldariorum
Lineage: Eukaryota; Fungi; Ascomycota; Sordariomycetes; Xylariales; Hypoxylaceae
Exons: 4
Coding region: 263-1699 (478 amino acids)
Biological process (GO): intracellular glucose homeostasis; glycolytic process; glucose 6-phosphate metabolic process
Cellular component (GO): cytosol; mitochondrion
Molecular function (GO): ATP binding; mannokinase activity; D-glucose binding
Source: RefSeq, a predicted model, not a curated record